AUGAAAUUAUUCAAGUCGUCCGUCAACGAUCUCUCCAUUAAUCUCGUUAAUGGAUCCGAUGUGACCAAUGCGUUUCUUGAUGCUUACGGUUCCGAAUCUACCAAGCAUACAAAUUGUGAACACCCGCACCUUCUGAAUCUCACAGCCAAUGAAGUGUGUUACAAAGCUGAUGAUUUCAACAGCUCUCCCUACUUAUGCAGCCUAUAUUUCGAUUCAUAUGAUUAUCUUACCGACAAACACUGCAAGGUUUACCUCUCCUGGGCCAUCUACCUGCCAUGGACAUUCUGGGAUCUACUCAACAAAUUAUAUGAUUCCUUCUGCACUAUUACUUGUGCAGACUGGGGAUGCCGUGGAUGUCUCAGAGGAGACAAGUGCAAGAGUGGCAAGCAUGGUGUCGUCGAGGAUGAGAAGAAAGAUGUUACUUGCCAGUGUGAAUCAAUGGUCAAAUGCAGAGGCGUGGCACCGACGCUCUACCAGUAUGGAUUCAGCUUCGGCGAGGCGUCGACGUUGAAUGGUGGUAGCACAAGAAAGAAGUGUAAGGAUUUCUGCACUCAAUUAUAUAAGGUGUUACAUUCUGAUUAUUUUGAUAAGCUGUUCAAGGAGUGCGACAAUUUCCUAUGGAAAAUCAGGGAACCUUUCAUCUGGAUAUUGUUGUCCCUCUGGUCGCUCUCGCUCCUGUACCUGCUGCACAUCGCCGUCGUCCGCCUCGACGUGCUCCGCAUACGCUCCCACUUAAAAUCACCCUCAAGCCACCGCAUCGCCGCACAGUCCCUCCUCGCCGCCGCACGCGUCAAGGCACUCGCCAGCGUCAAGUACUUCUCACCAUAA
This is a messenger RNA of Babesia ovata, 828 nucleotides long. RefSeq lists its product as uncharacterized. Gene Ontology annotation, molecular function: metal ion binding. Bases 1 to 828 code for a protein of 275 amino acids. The record is from RefSeq and is a predicted model, not a curated record. The transcript has a single exon. Lineage: Eukaryota; Apicomplexa; Aconoidasida; Piroplasmida; Babesiidae.